Molecule: messenger RNA, 1363 nt
Organism: Psammomys obesus (fat sand rat)
Lineage: Eukaryota; Metazoa; Chordata; Mammalia; Rodentia; Muridae
Product: basic proline-rich protein-like
Source: RefSeq, a predicted model, not a curated record
GCGCCCCGAGAUCACCAUCGUGGCAGCAGAGCCGCUGAGGCCGGCCUCGUGGUUCCCGGGAGCUCCGCCGCGGGGCCUGGGCUUCCCCGCCGCGCCCGUCGCGGGCCCCUGGAGACCCAGCGACCUGGUUCCUGCCGAGCUCCCGCCCUCCUACGAGCAAGUGAUAAAAGAAAUCCACCAGGUUCGGGUUAACGCGACCAACAACAACAACGCCGCCGUCCUCCCGAGGAGCACCAUCACCUCUGCCACCCAGACCGACUUUCCGGAGCGGGCAGACAGCGGCCUGCCUCCAGCACUCCCGGCGCCCCUCACGCCCCUCCAGCCCUCGCCAGCAGCCCCCGGCGACCCCCCCGCAAGCGUGGCCCCGUUAAUAGUCUUCGAGAUCUCUGAGGAGCAGAACUGCCCCGACCCCCCCACUGCGGCGAGAUGUCCAGUGCCAAGACCAAGGUCAAAGAGCAACCUCAGGCCAGUCGCCAGGGACGCCCACAGUAAGGAGCGGGGUGCCCGGACGAGCCCCGCGCCGCCCGGGGAGGGCUGGCCGCCCGCGUGUCCGCUGGACGGCCCCCGCGGUGUGGAUGGCCCCGCGGUGAGGGACGCGAUGGACGCCGAGCACAGCCAAAGCAGUGUCGUUUCCAGGAUCAAAGCCCUGGAGGGCCAGACCAGCACCGAGGGCCCGGGGCCGCCCCGCAGACCCGAGGCUGGCCCGCGCACGGUGCCCCCGAGGCCCGCGGCGCCCGCGGGGAAGCCGGUGGUGGCGCCCAAGCCGGCCGCGCACGGAGCCGCCGCUGCCCACGGAGCCGCGGGGGAGUGGGACUCGUGGGCCCGAGCCGGGCUCCCCGCGUGCUCGCCGCAGGACGCCGCAGGCGCGCCGGUUACCAAGCCCGAAUUGCCAAAGACGUCAGCCCCGAGGAGCCGAGAGCCGGCGGGGAGGAAGGUCCCCACCCCCGCCCCGCGGCCCCUGCCGCCCCGGAGACGCCCCGACGCCCCCGCGGCCCCGGCCCGGCCCCCCGCCGCCUCGCCGGCCAGAGCGCCCCGGGCCCCCGGGGAGGCGCCGCCCAGCCCCCCGGCUCCCGCCCCGGCAGACGUGGACCUCAUCAGCUUCGACGACGACGUCCUGCCCGCCCCGGCCAGCCCCGCCGAGGGGCCCGCUGCCCCUGACGCGCUUCUCGGAAAACCAGGAAGCUUCAGCACCCAAGGGUGUGGCUCAUCUGAGGGGGCGUGCCUGGCAUGCUUGCUUCCACCAUCGUGGGGACAGAGCCCAGGACUUUGGUCCUCCUUCCUUCUCCAUGGUUGGGACGGACGUGGACGGUGCAGUUCAUCCCCACUGGUGCUGGCCUGCCCCUGACCCUGACCUGCCCCUGGC